AUGACCGCCAAAACACUGGAGGCUCGGUUUGAGCAUCUCUCUGUCAAGGACGAGAAGGAGAAUGGCGGCAGUGAUCGGACCUACAAACACAAGGGCUCCUCCCUAUCCACAGCCGUCUCAUUGUCCGGCCUAGGUGCGGCGGGCCAAGUAAACAACAGCUCAAAUCGCGCCCACCUGCUGAAGCUGGCACUUCAGAACACCAAUGACAAUAAAACCAACACCAUGAAUUCCCCGGGCAAGGGGUCGCAGAGUAGAUCCACGGCCCGGGGUGAUGAGGCCGACCAGCGCAACUCUACGGUCCUGUAUGACCAGCCCUCGGUACCCAAGCAGCUACACCUGGGAAUGUUUGAGAUUGGAAAGCCUCUGGGCAAAGGCAAGUUUGGACGAGUCUAUCUGGCCAAGGAGCGGUCUUCCGGCUUUGUAUGCGCUCUCAAGGUUCUGCACAAGUCCGAGCUGCAGCAAGGCGGCGUCCAGAAGCAGGUUCGUCGUGAGAUCGAAAUCCAAAGUAAUCUGCGUCAUCCCAAUGUCUUGCGACUCUACGGCCAUUUCCAUGACAGCAAGCGAAUCUUUCUGAUUCUAGAAUUCGCUGGUCGGGGAGAGCUGUACAAGCAUCUCCGGAAAGAACACCGCUUCCCCGAGUGGAAGGCUGCGCAGUAUAUUGCGCAGAUGGCAGCGGCAUUGAAGUAUCUGCAUAAGAAGCAUGUGAUGCACCGCGACAUCAAGCCCGAGAACAUCCUCGUUGGCAUCCAUGGAGAAAUCAAAAUCAGUGACUUUGGGUGGAGUGUCCACGCGCCUAACAACCGACGCCAGACCAUGUGUGGAACGCUAGACUACCUGCCUCCAGAGAUGCUCAAGCCCGGCUCGCAAGACAACUUCUAUAGUGAAAAAGUGGACUUGUGGAGUCUGGGUGUGUUGACCUAUGAAUUUCUCGUGGGCGAAGCCCCCUUUGAGGAUACGCCCGUCAUGACCCAACGGCGGAUCGCUCGGGCAGAUAUGUCCGUGCCGUCAUUUAUCAGUCCGGAGGCGAAAGAUCUGAUCAAGCGGCUGCUGGUCCUGGAUCCCGAGAAGCGGAUUCCGCUGGACGAGAUCCAGCGGCAUCCUUGGAUCGUCAAGCACUGUGUCAAAGAUGACAGGGUGUUGAAGCGGAGUUCCGGCCAGUCCAAGGACGGCAAAGCGUGA
Penicillium lagena is the source of this 1179-nucleotide messenger RNA. Its product is annotated as aurora family serine/threonine-protein kinase. The record is from RefSeq and is a predicted model, not a curated record. Gene Ontology annotation, molecular function: ATP binding; protein kinase activity. Gene Ontology annotation, biological process: mitotic spindle organization; regulation of cytokinesis; protein phosphorylation. Gene Ontology annotation, cellular component: spindle pole centrosome; spindle microtubule; spindle midzone. NCBI's taxonomy places the organism in Eukaryota, Fungi, Ascomycota, Eurotiomycetes, Eurotiales, Aspergillaceae. Bases 1 to 1179 code for a protein of 392 amino acids. The transcript is spliced from 3 exons.